Molecule: messenger RNA, 1637 nt
Organism: Biomphalaria glabrata
Lineage: Eukaryota; Metazoa; Mollusca; Gastropoda; Planorbidae
Product: protein NipSnap-like
Exons: 10
Coding region: 60-935 (291 amino acids)
Cellular component (GO): mitochondrion
Source: RefSeq, a predicted model, not a curated record
AUUAUCGCAUUGAAGAGUAGUUUGUAAGAAUUCGACGAGAUUAAAAAUAAACCAUAGAAAUGGCUGCCCUGUGCAGAUCUGUUCGGGCUUUCAACAUAAAUAAUGCCUUUGCAGCGCUAAAUAAACCUGCAUCGUUAAUGACAAGAUGUCGAGGUUUGCAAACUUCAUCAGCUUCACUUAGAGCCCAUGACUCGGACGAUGAAGACAGGGGUAAAGGAUGGUUUAGCAGACUCAGAAAAACAGCUCAGCCUGAACAGUCUCACUCGAUGGCAUUAUCAAGUAAAGAGACUGUCUAUGAAAUACAGUUUCAUGCCGUGAAGCCAGAGUACAUGGAAGAAUAUAUUAAUCAGUUUUCAACAUUUCAACAAUUAAUGAAAGAAAAAGAUACGGGAGCAGAACUCGUAGGAAGUUUUACUGUAGAAAUUGGAGACCAGGAUGAAGCAGUACACUUAUGGUCUUACUCUGGAGGAUAUCCAGUUUUGAAUAAAGCAAAUACUAUUUACAGAACAGAUGCUGAUUUCCUUGAGUUUCGUAAGAAAAGAAAUAUGAUGUUGCGUUCAAGGCGUAAUCAAAUUUUGUUAGCUUUUAGUUUCUGGCCACCUAUCCAGCCCAGAGAACCCAGCCAUAUUUAUGAGCUUAGAACCUACACACUCAAGCCAGGGACAAUGUAUGAGUGGGGUAAUUGCUGGAUUAAGGGACUACAGUAUAGGAAGACAGACAGGAAUGAGCCAGUUGCUGGAUUGUUUUCACAGAUAGGUGAACAAUACACAGUACAUCAUAUAUGGGCUUAUAAAGAUCUUCAGACCAGAAAGGAAACAAGAGAGGCUGCAUGGAACAGGCCUGGAUGGGAUGAAUGUGUUUCAUAUACAGUGCCUCUGAUUCGACACAUGAAGUCCAGAAUUCUGAUCCCCACACCAUUCUCACCCUUACAGUAAACAGUCUGCGUGUGCUUGAAGUGUUUUGUGUCCCUGAGAUACCAACUAGUUGAUCUGCUGGACUGAUUGAGAUUUUACAAGGUCUUCAUUUACUGAGAUUUAUCUGUAUCUUAACUUCACUAAAGGAUUAUGUCACCAACUAAGAAGUGUAAUUUGUUUUUUAAUGACUUUAUUUUUUUCGUGACAAGGUGGAGAGUGAAUUUUUUUUUCUUCUAGAGAACUAAAAAAUCAACACUCCUUAUUUUAUUCUAUUUUGUUUCAUUAUCUCGUAUAAAUUUCAAUUUUUUUGAUAAUCUUUUUUCUUGUACCCAACUGGUUUGUGUUUUCUCUGUUGAAUUCUAUGUUUAGUCGUUGUAUAGGCACAGAUGUACAAAGGAGUCUCUGAUCCCCAGUCAAUUAAAAUGUUAACAAUAGUACAAUAAUUUAUUGAGCAGCUCUAUCUGGUGGGGCUCCCGUGUGGGAUUCUGUUGUUGCACAUUGCCUUUUUGUCUAGAGAAGUUAAUUGUAUACAUCUGUGAUUUCUUGGUAUGUUGUUCAAAUGUGUUGAUGGAAGAAGUGUGAUUUCAUGUGAUUGCUUUAGCAAAAGAUUUAUGUUCUGACUCUACCAAAUGUUAGAAUAGAAAUGUUGAUGAAAUUGUAUUUUAGAUUCAUGUAUUUUUUUUUUUGGAAAUGUUGCCAAUAAAUGGAGACUAUACAUUAUUA